AUGCUAGAAUCUCGCGAUGGUUUCUUCAAAAAGAAGAAGAAUAAGCACGAUGCCAAGCAGAAAAACAUUUUCUCAAAAUUCCUGCAUUACAGUGUUCAGGAAGAGGACAACUCAGCUUACAGUCUGACAGAAGAUCCUGCAGCAGCCACAGCAUCAGCAUCAAGCUAUCCAACCCAGGAACAAGACUUUGAUAGGAAGACUCCUGAACUUGCAUUAGACUCAAAUUACAUUCAAGAUGUAUCAGAACAAAGUAGUAGAUUACAACCACUUGUUAGCAAGCAGCAACCAUCUGAUAAAAGUUURAAGAAAUCCCAGCAGGAUGAAGCAUUAAAAAAAGGCACAAUUGGACAUGUUGCCUCUCCUAUGUCAUUCUCRGAUGAGAUUUUUAAUAACAGCUCACCUGGAAAUGAAACAUCAGAAGAUGAUACUUUGCCAGAGCCUCAACAAAUGUCAUCAUUUCAAAGGAAUGUCCUUUGGAAGUUUGAAGACCUUCACAUGUUGGUAGGCACAAAUGUCCCCAUCUUUGGUGGUGGCAAGUAUCCUGCAGUCAGUUUGAGAUUAAGGGACUGUGGAAAACCCAUAAAUGUCUUAACUGGAUUGGAUUACUGGCUUGACAACCUGAUGUGCAAUGUGCCUGAGGUUGCUAUGUGCUACCAUCUUGAUGGAAUAGUACAGUACUAUGACUUGUUUAAGACUGAGGAUUUGCCACAGCUUGAAGGAAGUAGUUUCUCACCAAAGGUUGUGAAAGAUAUUGCGCAGAAUGUGCUUUCAUUCAUGAAAUCCAACUGUACUCAAGAAGGACACACUUACUGGCUAUUCAAAGCAACUGACAGUGAGGUGGUGAAGCUCUAUGAUUUGACAUCAAUUUGUGACCAGAAAACAGAGGAGAAGUACCAGAAUCCUUUCACCAUCCCUGUUGCGAUGUUAUUUUACAGGGUAGCAAAAAAUAUGAUGAAACAAGAAGUAUUGGAUACUGGAGAUCAAUCAAUUGUCAAACUGCUACUUGAUAACUGCGUGCUUCUUUUAGAUGACCAGAAAUUCCCAGAGAUUGUAACGUCUGCUAACCUUUUGUUAUCCAGUCUUUAUUCGCCCGAUAACAUCCACACUCUUCCAUCUGSUGUUAGUGAUUCUAAGGAUWGCACACAAGAAGACUUAAGUGCAGACGAUAAGGCUGAAAUACCUAUAGAUGCCAUGGCUUCUAAAGGGACUUUAGAAGUAAGAGAGCUUUCCACACCAGGGAUGUAUCAGGACGACAUAAGACAGGUCGCSAAGAUGAUCACUAACAAUACUGAAGAACGAUGCAAGAAGGCUCUUUCACACAUAGUCGAGGGACUUCGAUGCCUAAGCCUAGGCUUGUCCACUGACCAAGAAGCAGAAGAAAUGGAUGAUACCAAAAAUGACGGCAGCAAAGGUUCAUACUCGGUUCGUCGUAUUACCGCAUUAARCCCCAGCUCCACACCUGGACAUGGCUCAGAUGAAGGUGAUAAAAACCCGUUAAUACUGGUCAAACCGGUUCAGUGGAGAGCCCAGUCUAAAAUGCUCCUUCUUCGUAAGGCUACGUCAGUAUAUCAUUCAAUGGCUUGUUUUUCCAACACGAAAGGAAAGUAUGGCCGAGGGUUGAGAUAUUGCAAGCUUUCUUUCCAAUGCCUCCAAGCAUAUCGAGCGUUUGACAUUCAAAAGCACGAGGAAGAUUUUGAGUUGAUUCGUUCUAUUAACUGUGCAUGCGCAGAUUCAUAUCUGAUGCUUGCAAAAUGUGAGAAUUUGGAGGUUCAUCAUGACGAUUUCUCCCAUGGCUCAACUGAUGACAGUUUCAUAGCUCAAGCAGCGAGCGAGACUGGUGACGAGACGUACAGUGCUAAGGUGGAAUUUAAGUUUAACUCUAAAGACAAUCUUAUAACAAGCGCUGAUUUGUAUGUGGUAGCACUAGAUCUGGCAGGGAAAGGGACUAAAGAAGAUGAAUUUAUCAGCCUUGCCCGCCGUGUUGGGAAUGUCAAAAAUGAGCUGGGAGUGUAUUUCAUGAACCAAGCAGUGUCCAUGGCUGAGCAUGGCGUUAAACUCUCCAAACAAAGAGACUUCUGGAAGAAAAGCUUCGCUUUCUUUGAAAGUGGUAUUAAAGCUUUUGAGUCCAUUGAUGACAGAGCCAACAUGGCGCUUUUAUAUUCCAACUCUGGACGGCUAAUGAGGUUGUGUGCACAAGCUGUUGGGGGAAGAGUGGGAGCAGGUAAAACUUCUAUGAAGGAGUUUUCGUCGGAAGAAAAAGCAUUUUUCAAACAGUCAAUCGACUUUUACAAUCGCGCACUUCAAAGCUUGGCCGAGAGAAAAGUCUGUGCGGAGGUCUGGGAUACAGUCACGUGGGAACUAUCUGGUGCAUAUUUUACUAUGGCAACGUUACUUCAGGAUUUUCCGCCUCUGUCCAUGCUUUCRCAGCAAGAGGUGGAAAAAGAGGUUACAGAGUUGAUGAUGAAAGCACUUAAGAUAUGUGAGCCCACAGGCAAGGGAUCACAGGCAACUGUUCGGCCCCAUUCUUCUCUUGAUUUGGAAAARAGGAUUGGAUCUAUUCAUCAUAGAUUGGCUUCCUUGUAUCAUAAUGCGUAUCGAAAUGAGAUAUCAGACAAUGCCAGGAAGAAAACUCGUUCUCUAGCUGAUCUGCACUACACCAAAGCAUGUUUAAAUUACAAGCCAGACAUCUUUCCCUGUGAGUGGAUCAGAAUUCAUCUUGAACGCGUCGCUAUGUGUGAACAUCAACUUGCUUUGCAMGGYAGUGSUUCAAAUGCAUCAUUUAAGGCUUUGGAUUUUUCUCUUGAGCUGAUAUUAAAAUGUAGAGAAGCCUUGGUUACUCUUAGUAACAUCGAACAAGAAUUAGAACGAAAAGAUAGCGAAAACGUGAAAGAAAUGAACAUUGGAGGGAUAAGUAUCACUGGGAAAGACAAUAAAGAAACAGGUAAUGUCCAAGAAAAGCAAUCUCCAAUUGAAGGUUGCCAUGAAGCUCAAGGAUGCAAAACUACUGAAGAGCAUGCCCGUCAGACUUCCCAAGAUACUGAUGAAGGUGACGGAAAACGCUCGAACAUUACAGAAGCAGUAACGUACAAUUCAACAUUUGUAAGCGAACUGAAAGUUCUAAUACCAAUUUUACAAGCUAGACUUAACUUCGUACUYAAAGAAAUGGUUAAACUCCGUAGCUCGAAGAAGAGUGUAAAAAAUAAAGGAAUCGGUCUCCCUGACCUAGAAAAAGCAAAACAGAUGUAUUCAGUAGCAUUGAAAGGCUGUGCUGCUAACACUUCAUCAAACAACUUCACACAAGCAAAACAACUUGCGGAUGUCCUUGCGAACAUUAGUUCUAUCAAGGAAGACAAUACACUUUCUUGAAAGCAAUAUUUAUAGUGCWUAUAUGUUUCAUUUCAAACUACAGUUUAGGCUGUUGUAAAAAUUCGUCUUUUGGGCUUCCAGAGCCAAACAUUACAAGCCCUUGCUAAAGACCACACGUCAAUGUGUAUAUUGAUAGAAAUUUCAUACUCAAUGUUAAGAUUAUUCGAAAAAUAUCGAGGAUGUGAAAAGAUUAAUUGCCUCCAACUCUGUUAGGCUAAUGUCAGUGGCUGUCAGUGUUUCGACGUUUGCAUCAUUAAAGCAAGAAUAUGAAAUUUGAAUGAUACCGCCAUUUUGAAUUAUGUAAUUUACAAGGUCUUGACGUUUAAUUGAAACCAAAAUUGCUGAA
Messenger RNA from Exaiptasia diaphana, 3712 nucleotides. Its product is annotated as erythroid differentiation-related factor 1. The transcript has 20 exons. The record is from RefSeq and is a predicted model, not a curated record. Gene Ontology annotation, biological process: positive regulation of DNA-templated transcription. Lineage: Eukaryota; Metazoa; Cnidaria; Anthozoa; Actiniaria; Aiptasiidae. The coding region runs from base 1 to 3366 and encodes 1121 amino acids.